UGAGUUUCAUAAACAAACAUAAGCAUAGUUAAGUGCUGUGAGAGUGCUGCAUGUGUUGCAUUGCAGGGAUCUUUUUGAGAUAAAAUAAUCAGCCUAAAAAUGCACAGGCUUCCUAGCCUAUAAGGCACAGAUAAAGCACAUUGUCCUGCAAGCAUAGACCUGUACACUGAGUGGAAAUGUUUGCUGUUUUUGCGCACUGCCGUGUUUCCGUGGGUGUGGCUGAAAAGCUUCUGCUUAACCUGGAAGAAGUGUAACCUGAGCUGAGAGAGGGCGGUGGUAGAAAGUAACACAAAUCACAGCAAAUCUCCUUCUCUGUGGCCAGAGGAGUAGAACUCUGUCUGAGGUUUCGUGUGACGGAAAAACAAAACAAUCCUCACUGGAUGGUUUGCAUCUGUGCUGCAACAGAGGAAGAGAUUCAUUGACUGAGCACUUACAUGGAUUUUUGGGUGAUAUCUGAAAAGUUAUCAUGCCAAAUUUAGGAUCAAAGAAGAGAGACAAUCUAUCCAGAAUGGACAGACACGCCGAGGAGCUGCCAAAGCUGAGCAAUGAGCAGCAGCUGAGCAUCAUGAACAUGGUGAAGAACGGAGAGCUGUCCAUCGAGGAUGCUCUGAACCUGGCCAGGAAGGACCAGGUGCUCAAACAGCAGAACCUGCCUGAAGAGCAGGACCAGAAGCCAUCCCAGUACAACUUCAGUGUUCAUAAGCACGGCAGAUACAGGUGGCAGAAGCGAGUCCUUCAGAUUGACUUCAAGACCAAAAUGCUGUGCAGCAUAGAGAAAGGCAUCAUCAAGCGGCAACUCGCCUUCUCCAUCGUCAAGAGUUGUGAUGAUGGCGUCGGUUCCAGGUUCUCCAUUUCCUUUAAAGGACAUCAUGAUUACGAACUGGAGGCCACAUCACUGGAGGACAAACACAAGAUGAUGCAACUUGUGAAUCAGAUCAUUUAUGGGAACAUAUACAGUGACCAUGAGGAGGGAGAUGCAGAAACUCAUCAGCAACCUCAGGCAUCACAGAGCCUUCGAAAAGGCAUCUUGUUACUACACAGAGGAGGACUGGCCUCAUUCAAAUGGGUGAAAUACGAGGUCCAGCUCCACCCAGGCCAGCUAACACUGGUCCCCUACAGGAGUCGAGGCCCCACCGACGGUGAGGUGACAUCCUCGGUGCCCGUGUCCAUUGUGAUUCACCUGUCAGACGGUGACACCAGAGUACAGAAACCUCACAGCCUGGACACUUUCACCCUGAUCACCCACAAAAAUGAGUACCAAUUCAAGGUGCCUGUAUCAGAUCAAACCAGUGCCCAGGGAGCCACCGAGAAGGAGCGAGAUGCUUGGGUCCACGCCAUUCACAAACUGUGUUCAGACUGGAAGAGGAAGUCCAAGUGUGAAAACAUGUUUAUGGAGACAAAUUUUCUACGAAAUCUCAGCAUACCCGAAGACACAGAGGACACCAACACAGAUCUUGAGUCAAGUGGUGAAUUUAGUGGUGGGGAUGUGCCUGUCGUUUAUCCUCCAGUUGAUUAUGCAAAUGAAGAUCCCACUUCUAAAGGUGGAGAUCAUUUAUCAGCCGGCGACAUGAGUCCAACUCAUCCCUCAGCUGAUUAUACAAAGCCUGUUCCUAAACCUCGCAGUGCUGCGAGGACUCCUGCUCAAGUUACCGGACCUGAUGUUUUGCCUCCCGUCCCAGCGGUGACCUCUCCCAGUGUUGUUGCUCCCUCAUCAUCACCCACCUCUCCUCCACCCUCACCCACCCGUACUCCCCUCACAUCCUCCUCCACGGUCCCAGAGACCCUCAAACAUGAAUCAGGCUCAUCAGGUGUGAAAGGGCCCUCACCCCAGAUCAUCCCGGCCGCCCCACCUUUACCCUUCAAACUGAAGACGACUAAAAGAAAAACACGCACCAAGGCUUUCCACUGGGACCUAGUUGGCUCAGAGAAGAUUGCAAAAUCAUUUUGGAUACAAGAAAGCACCAAGAGGAUUGAAAUCGACACAUCACGCUUAUACGAGCAAUUUGCUGUUAAAGAUCUGGGGACGUUUGGUGCGCCUGAGCAGAGUAAUACCCAGCAUAUUAUGCUCAACCAGAAGAUUGCACACAACUUCAACAUUUUCCUCAAAAGUUUUCCAGUUCAGCCGGGAGAGCUGAAGGACAAACUGUUCAUCGUUAACGAGGAAGAUGGAGGCCUGUCUGAUGAGCACAUCACCUCUCUGAGGAGGUAUGUCCCCACCAUGGACGACGUGGAAAUGUACAAAUCCCACAAGGGACCUGUGUCAGAGCUGCAUAUUGUGGACCAGUACAUGAUGGAGAUGUGCAACAUUCCCCACCUGAGCACACAACUGGACCUGCUGCUGAUUCUGAGAGAGCUACCGAUCAGCAUGAGCGACCUGCAGCCUCUGAUUAACCAGAAGAUCAGAAUGUGCACGCAGCUGUGCAACUGCAGGUCAUUUGUUUCCGUGCUGGAGUACCUCCUUGCCAUUGGCAAUUACCUCAACGAGAACGCCGGAAAGGAAAAGGCCAAGGGAUUCCGCCUCUCCUCCUUAACUAAACUCUCCCAGCUCCGUGGUAAUGACAGGAAGUUCACCUUGCUCCAUGCCCUUGUGGAGCAGAUCAUGUUGCAUGAACCGUGCUUGACCACUUUUACCCAAGAGUUGGCAGAAUUUGAAACUGUCCCUGGAGCCUCCAUCAAGGGCCUGACCGCAGAAGUAGACGUCUUGAAGAAUGAACUGCAGAAAGUCAUUCAGUACAGAAAAACAUGCAAGAAGAGAAACGCUGGAGCUCAUAACCCAAACUUCUCCAAAGACCUGAAGACGGCAAUUGAGAAAUACAACACGGAUCUCACGGCACUGACGAAGACGUGUGAGGAGAUGAAGAAACUCUACUCUGUCAUACUGGUUAGAUUUGGGGAACCGGCGGAUGUAGACUCACAGGAGCUCUUUGGGUUGAUCUGUCAGUUCGUCCACGACUUCAAGAAGACACAUACUGAAAUUGUAUGAGUUAUACUGUUCGACUGUGACUGUCACUGUGCUAUGGUCUGGCGAUCUGUCCACGGUGUACCCCGCCUCUCUCCCAAUGUCAGCUGGGAUAGGCUUCAGCCACCCUGCAACCCUUAAGGAUAAGCGGUGUAGAUAAUGAAUCAAUGGAUGGAUGUAACUGUCACAAGUUUAGAUAUCCAGCUCUCCCUGAAAUCCUUUGGCCUGCAAGCUCUUUUCCCUCCAAACCAACCAGGGAAUGGAAACUGCUGAGAGUGAAAUAAUGAUCUUUUCAACUGAUUGUUUAGUUACCUUAUACCAGUUAUUUUGUUGUUGUUUCAUUGUUGCAUAUUUUUGCCUGGUUUCUGAAUGUUUAUUUCUGUAAUUCAUCUGUCCAUCCAUCCAUUUAAACAUCUGCCUGAGCAUCUUACGUCUGACAAAUAAAAAUGUCGGAAAGUC
Molecule: messenger RNA, 3418 nt
Organism: Lates calcarifer (barramundi perch)
Lineage: Eukaryota; Metazoa; Chordata; Actinopteri; Centropomidae
Exons: 17
Coding region: 467-2983 (838 amino acids)
Source: RefSeq, a predicted model, not a curated record